CCAAAUCAAUUCUUCCACCACCUCGCCGCUCGUCCUCCUCCUUCCUCCCUCCAGCCCGUAGUGGCGACCACGCCUCGCCUCCAAUAAUUCCCCUCGCUCUUCUCCACUCCACCGCCGUCCCGAGCCAGCGUGGUCUACCGGCGGAUUCACCGGGGUAAACCCGCGCUAUGCUGACGCCAUCCAUCUAGCCAGCGCGCCCGAGCCAAGCGUGUGCAAGCAAGCGCGCGCGGCACCACCAGCGAUAGCAACAGCCGGGGGGUAGCUAAGUCCUGCGCACGACUCUCUCUGAGUGUGACCCCAGCACACCUUCUCUUCUCUCUUGAAGCAGAAGUCACUCAAGACUAGUCCGACCAAAUCUAGGAGUACUAUGGCUGUUUCAAUGAGGGAAGUGGACCCUGUCUUUCAAGGGGCUGGUCAAAAGGAUGGAUUGGAGAUAUGGCGGAUUGAAAAGUUACAAGCCGUUCCUGUUCCAAAGGAAUCGCAUGGGAAAUUUUUUACAGGCGAUUCCUACAUAAUACUGAAGACAACUGCCCUUAAAAAUGGUUCUUUUCGGAAUGAUAUCCAUUAUUGGCUUGGAAAAGAUACCAGUCAGGAUGAAGCUGGUACAGCUGCAAUCAAGACUGUAGAACUGGACGCUGCUCUUGGUGGCCGUGCUGUUCAAUACCGUGAAGUACAGGGAAAUGAGACUGAGAAAUUCCUUUCAUAUUUUAGACCCUGCAUUAUUCCAGAGGAAGGUGGAGUUGCAUCUGGUUUCAGGCAUACUGAAAUCAAUGAGCGGGAGCAUGUAACACGAUUAUUUGUCUGCAGAGGAAGGCAUACGGUCCAUGUCAAAGAGGUUCCUUUUGCACGAUCAUCACUCAACCAUGAUGAUAUAUUCAUUUUGGAUACCAAGUCCAAGAUAUUCCAGUUCAAUGGAUCGAAUUCAAGUAUUCAGGAGAGGGCUAAAGCCCUUGAGGUUGUGCAGUAUCUCAAAGACACUAACCAUGAGGGAAAAUGUGAUGUAGCUGCAGUUGAGGAUGGAAAGUUGAUGGCGGAUGCUGAUGCUGGUGAAUUCUGGGGUCUCUUUGGUGGAUUUGCUCCUCUACCAAGAAAGACAUUUUCCGAGCUUAAUGGAAAAGAUACUGCUUUCGCUUCAAAGCUGCUCUGUGUCAAUAAGGGCCAAACAGUUUCUGUUGAUUGUGAAGUUCUAACAAGAGCACUGCUAGAUACAACAAAAUGCUACCUUCUGGACUGUGGAUCUGAAAUCUAUGCCUGGAUGGGUAGAGAAACAGCACUUGAAGAUCGGAAACGAGCAGGGUUGGCCGCUGAGGAAUUACUUCGUGAAGGGAAUCGACCAAAAUCUCAUAUUAUUCGUCUCAUGGAAGGGUUUGAAACUGUCAUAUUCCGAUCAAAGUUUAACAAAUGGCCUAAGAAAGCUGAGGCAGUUGUGUCAGAUGAGAGCAGAGGAAAAGUUGCAGCCCUUCUUAAGCGCCAAGGAUUUAAUGUUAAGGGAAUAGCAAAAGCUGCCCCUGUAAAGGAAGAACCUCAGCCUCAGAUUGAUUGCACAGGAAAUUUACAGGUUUGGCGCGUAAAUGAUAGUGACAAGACUUUCCUGUCAUUCUCUGAGCAAUGCAAGUUCUACAGUGGAGAUUGCUAUAUCUUCCAAUAUAGCUAUACUGGCGAUGAGGGAGAGGAAUGUCUUGUUGGUACUUGGUUUGGAAAAAGAAGUAUUCAGGAGGAGAGGACAGCAGCCAUUUCACUUGCUGAUAAGAUGGUCGAGUCACUGAAAUUUCAGGCAGUUUUGGUUCGCCUUUAUGAAGGAAAGGAGCCCAUUGAAUUUUUCCCAAUAUUUCAGAACUUGGUUAUAUUCAAGGGUGGUGCUAGUACUGGGUACAAGAAAUUUGUCUCAGAAAAUGGCAUUGAGGAUGACACAUAUUCAGAAAAUGGGGUUGCACUUUUCCGGAUCCAAGGUUCAGGACCAGAUAAUAUGCAAGCAAUUCAAGUUGAUACGGCAGCGCCAUCUCUGAACUCUUCUUACUGUUACAUACUACAUGAUGGAGACACGGUAUUUACAUGGGUUGGCAACCUAAGCUCGUCAAUGGACCAAGAGCUUGCUGAGAGACAGCUAGAUGUGAUCAAGCCAAAUCUUCAGUCCAGAUUGCUGAAGGAAGGAUCAGAAUAUGACCAGUUUUGGAAGUUACUUGGAGUCAAGUCUGAAUACCCCAGCCAGAAGAUUGUGAGAGAUCAAGAAAGUGACGCCCAUUUGUUCUCUUGUACUUUUUCAAAAGGAGUGCUUAAGGUUAGAGAGAUUUUCAACUUUGCACAAGAUGAUAUGAUGGCAGAGGACAUAUUUAUUUUGGACUGCCAUUCAUCUGUCUUUGUAUGGGUUGGACAACACGUGGACACAAAAAUACGAGCACAAGCUUUGAGCAUUGGGGAGAAAUUUAUAGAAUUUGACAUUCUAAUGGAGGACUUGUCACGAGAAACACCCCUUUAUGUCAUCGCCGAAGGAAGCGAGCCCCAAUUUUUCACCAGGUUCUUCACUUGGGACUCUGCAAAAUCAGCUCUACAUGGUAACUCAUUUGAAAGGAGGUUGUCUAUAGUGAAGGAUGGAUUGAAACCGAGAAGAGAUAAACCUAAAAGAAGACCAACUACAUCAUCACACACUGGAAGAUCCAGUGUACCUGAUAAAUCACAACGGAGAAGUGCUUCUUUCAGCCCUGACCGUGUAAGAGUUAGAGGAAGAUCACCCGCAUUCAAUGCAUUGGCUGCCAACUUUGAGAACUCCAAUACCCGAAAUCUGUCAACCCCUCCACCAGCUGCUAGAAAACCAUUUUCAAAGUCUUCCCCUGAUCCAGCAAAGCCACCCCAGAGGGCUGCUUCAAUUGCUGCAAUGUCUGCUUCAUUUGAGCGGCCUAGACCGACUUUGAUACCAAAGUCAAUUAAAGCGAGCCCUGAUGUAAACAAGCCCCAAUCUGAAGCAAGCAAACCAAAACCAGAGGUAAAUGCCAAGGAGAGUACCCCUGCUGUGAAGGAUGGACAGACUCUAACUUCAACGAUACAGGAAGAUGCAAAGGAGGGUCAGCCAGAAGACGAGGAAGGGCUUCCUGCAUAUCCAUAUGACCGCUUGAGGACAUCUUCCACCAAUCCUGUCAAAGACAUUGAUCAAACCAGGCGUGAGACAUAUCUAUCUUCAGCGGAGUUCAGGGAGAAGUUUGGCAUGACAAAGGAGGCUUUUGCGAAGCUACCAAAGUGGAAGCAGAAUAGGCUCAAGAUCGCACUUCAGCUGUUUUAAAUCUGCUACUGUGAAAUAGGCUAUUAUCUCUGCUUACUGAAGAAACAAUGAAGAGAUUGGUUUUCAAAGGAAAAUCUCAUUUUCCACGCACAGACACUUGAGGAUCUAUUGCACUCAUGGCGAUGUUAAGAGUCAUUAGAAGUGUUUGCCUAUCCGGGUCAAGGGACCCUUGGUAGGUGUCAGAGGAGCGGGCCCAGUGAGUUUUUAGCUGCUCAUGCUCCCGAAUGGUGUUGUUGACUGACAAUUUUUCAUGUUGUGUCGGAUUGCUGCAUUGGCAAUCCAGCUGCACCGAUUCUUUCCACCCCAGGAUCACAAGUUUGUUUGUGAGCUUGCAAUGCUGCUUUCCCCCCUUGAAAGCUCACAUUUGUUUCAUUUUUUUUCAAGCUGGGGGGUUUCCCCUGAGACAAUAAGGUUCACGUAUAUGAUGUAAGUUAGGCAAUGUCAUGAACAUGGGGUGAAAAAUCCCCUUUCUCCGAAAUUUUAGGCAAUGGAAAGUUGUGUACAAAUCAGUUUGUAAAAUGUCUUGCCUGUUGGUGUCUUGUACUCCAGAGCUGUUCACUUAAAAAGUUGUGGCCAAGAUUUUAGUU
Molecule: messenger RNA, 3861 nt
Organism: Brachypodium distachyon (stiff brome)
Lineage: Eukaryota; Viridiplantae; Streptophyta; Magnoliopsida; Poales; Poaceae
Product: villin-3
Exons: 23
Coding region: 368-3274 (968 amino acids)
Biological process (GO): actin filament severing; cytoskeleton organization
Molecular function (GO): actin filament binding
Source: RefSeq, a predicted model, not a curated record